UACUAUUUAUUUAGAGGAUUGUUAAAUAAAAAAGCAUAAACAAUGGCUAUGGAGGGCGACAAAGAAAAUAUUAUUCAAGCCGUAGUAAUUAUGGAUGAAUUUAACAACAAUUUCAAUCCGAUUACUAAUGAAAAACCUUUGGGCUUGUUGCCUCUCGCCGGUGUGCCACUUGUAGAUUAUGUCUUGGAAUCUCUUGCUGCUGGUGGAGUUGGUGAAGUCAUAUUAUUUACUUGCCAAGAACCAGCCAAAAUCAGAGACCAUAUAAAGAACUGUAAAAAUGAAAAGGUCCCUUGGACAUUUUCAAUGGAAGUACAAAUUUUAUCAUCUGAAACAUGUCAAACAAGAGGUGAUGUUAUGCGAGAAAUCGAUGCCGCUGGCCUGAUAAGAGGUUACUUUAUUAUGUUGGGAGUCAACACUAUCACAAAUGUAAAUUUUGCUGCUUUAUUGGAGCAACAUAAACAAACAUGUAAAAAGGACAAAGGGGCCGCAAUGACUCUGGUAUAUAAGGAGCUUGCAUGGGACCAUCCCCUUAUUAGCAAUGACAAGUCUAUAUUUGUAGCAGCUGAUGGUAAAUCUAAAAAGAUUCUUUUGUAUCAGAAGUACAAACCAAAAUGCAAAGAUUCAACAAUUUCAUUGCCAUUGGAUUGUGUUUUACAACAUUCUGAGAUAAAAUUGCAUCAUAAUUUACUUGAUGCUAGUAUUGCAGUAUGUUCACCAUCUGUCCCCCCUCUAUUCUCUGAUAAUUUUGAUUUCCAAAAUAGACAUGAUUUUAUCAAUGGUUUGCUCAUCAAUGAGGAUAUUUUGGCCAGCACUAUGUAUUACACUCUUUUAAAAGGCAAUCAAUAUGCAGCUGCAGUAACUAAUUGGAAAACAUAUCAUAUUAUUUGUAUGGAUGUUAUUCAUCGUUGGGCCCAUCCUCUGUCAAUUGAGACUGGAUCUUUUUAUCAAAAUCAGUAUGCCUUCAUGGGCAAGCAUAAUUAUAUAAAGACUAAUUGUGUGCUAAGCAGGUCUUGCACACUGGUAGAAGAUGUGAUAAUUGGAUCUGAUACUCAUACAAGUGACAUGUCAUCACUUUCCAAAACAGUAAUUGGAGACAAGAGUAACAUAGGAAAGAAUGUGACUAUACAUGGAAGUCACAUUAUGAAUAAUGUUGUUAUUAAAGAUAAUUGUAAAAUCAUGAACAGUUUUAUUGAUGACAAUUGUGUGAUAGAAGAAAAUAGCAUCCUUGAAGGUGCUAUCAUUGCUGCAGGUGCAAAAGUCAAUAGAGGCAGCAAAUUAAAGGGUUCAAUUAUUGAGAAGUUGGAUAAGGAUAAGAAUGAAAAAAUAUCAAAAUCAACCUCAGAAAGUGGUACAGAAUGGGAGAAUGAGUCAUCAGGUGAUGGUGAUGAUGAACAAGUUGGGUUUGAGAAACAAUGGAGUGAUAGUGAAUCAUGUUACUCAUCAGAUUCCAGUGCACAAUCUACAUUGCCCAAUUCUCCAGUACCAGAUGACACAAACAUUUUCCUACAAGAAGUGGUUGACAGUCUUGCUAGAGGUUAUGAAGAAAAACUUAAAUGUGACUAUCUAAUUCUGGAGAUCAAUUCAUCAAGAUAUGCUUAUAAUAUCCAAUUACAUGAGGUGAACUUCUUUGUUGUGAGAGCAUUACUAAGUUUGCCCAUUUUAAUGGAAAGCAAAAAUGUCCUUGUAACAGUUAAGGAUAUACUGAAAUUUUUCCAUCCUGUUUUGGCCAAUUAUAUCAAGACCAAGUCUGCUAUUAUGGAUUGCUUGAAAGCUGUUGAGGAUAGCUGUAUUAAAAAUGAGUGGCUCAAUGGUAAAGCAGGCCAGGUGUUACAUCUUCUGUAUGAUGCUGAUGUAAUUGACGAGGACUCUUUAUUAGAGUGGUAUGAAGAUUUGAAGGAGGAUGAAAGUGAAAUUGUCAAUCAGACGUCACUAGUUAAAUUCUUUGAGUGGCUUCAAGAGGCCAGUGAGGAGAGUGAAGAAUCUGACUAAAAUAUAUUCCAAGUACAAUUUUUGUAUGUAAAUACAGUCAAAAUGUAAAUAAAAACUUAAGCAAU
Colias croceus (clouded yellow) is the source of this 2054-nucleotide messenger RNA. RefSeq names its product translation initiation factor eIF-2B subunit epsilon (gene eIF2Bepsilon). Bases 43 to 1989 code for a protein of 648 amino acids. NCBI's taxonomy places the organism in Eukaryota, Metazoa, Arthropoda, Insecta, Lepidoptera, Pieridae. Gene Ontology annotation, molecular function: translation initiation factor activity; guanyl-nucleotide exchange factor activity; translation initiation factor binding. Gene Ontology annotation, biological process: biosynthetic process. The record is from RefSeq and is a predicted model, not a curated record. Gene Ontology annotation, cellular component: eukaryotic translation initiation factor 2B complex. The transcript has 10 exons.